Messenger RNA from Dipodomys spectabilis (banner-tailed kangaroo rat), 6075 nucleotides. It is a transcript of the gene Baz1b, whose product is annotated as bromodomain adjacent to zinc finger domain 1B. Gene Ontology annotation, molecular function: protein binding; histone H2AXY142 kinase activity. Gene Ontology annotation, cellular component: WICH complex. Lineage: Eukaryota; Metazoa; Chordata; Mammalia; Rodentia; Heteromyidae. The transcript has 19 exons. The coding region runs from base 373 to 4842 and encodes 1489 amino acids. The record is from RefSeq and is a predicted model, not a curated record. Gene Ontology annotation, biological process: chromatin remodeling.
UGUGAGCGCUGGCCCGGCGGGGGGGGAGGAGGGGAAUCUCCCGCCAUUUUUCAAUAAUUUCCUCCGGUGCCACUAAGGAGGAGUUGUGACUGGCGGCUGCGGGGGACUCAGAGUGCAGGUUGGCCGGGGGACCGCUGCCAGGAGGCGCCGCGGGGUGCGUGGAGGCUGUGUGCCUGGGCUUUCUGCCCCAUGGCUCCCACGGAACGGCGCCGGCUGUGAGGGAGCCGGAGUUCGCGCCGCCCUCUCACCCCUCCCCUCCCCCACCUCCCCGGGAGCCAGGCGCCCGCUCCGGGCCGCGGGGCCUAGCGCUGCGCCCCGGGCCGGCGAGGAGCCGCGCGCCCGCCCGCCCGCCACGCCGCCGCCGCCGCCGCCAUGGCGCCGCUCCUGGGCCGCAAGCCCUUCCCGCUGGUGAAGCCGCUACCCGGAGAGGAGCCUCUCUUCACAAUCCCGCACACCCAGGAGGCCUUCCGCACCCGGGAAGAGUAUGAAGCCCGUUUGGAAAGGUACAGUGAGCGUAUUUGGACAUGUAAGAGUACUGGAAGCAGUCAGCUCACACACAAGGAGGCCUGGGAGGAAGAACAGGAAGUGGCUGAACUUUUAAAGGAGGAGUUCCCUAUCUGGUAUGAGAAACUUGUUCUGGAGAUGGUUCAUCAUAACACUGCCUCCUUGGAGAAGUUAGUAGAUACUGCUUGGUUGGAAAUCAUGACCAAAUAUGCUGUAGGAGAAGAGUGUGACUUUGAGAUUGGAAAGGAGAAAAUGCUCAAGGUGAAGAUUGUGAAGAUUCAUCCUUUGGAGAAAGUUGAUGAAGAUGCCACAGAGAAGAAAUCGGAUAGUGCCUGUGAUUCUCCAUCAAGUGACAAAGAGAAUUCCAGUCAAAUUGCUCAGGACCACCCGAAGAAAGAGGCAUUAGUGAAAGAGGAUGAAGGAAGGCGAGAGAGUAUCAAUGACAGAGCACGCAGGUCUCCACGAAAACUUCCUACUUCAUUAAAAAAAGGAGAAAGGAAAUGGGCUCCUCCCAAGUUUUUGCCUCACAAAUAUGAUGUGAAACUACAAAAUGAAGAUAAGAUCAUUAGCAAUGUGCCAGCAGACAGCUUGAUUCGUACAGAGCGCCCACCAAAUAAGGAGAUAGUCCGGUACUUUAUACGGCACAACGCCUUGCGGGCUGGCACUGGAGAAAAUGCACCUUGGGUGGUUGAAGAUGAAUUGGUGAAGAAAUACUCUCUGCCUAGCAAGUUCAGUGACUUUUUACUUGAUCCAUAUAAGUACAUGACUCUCAAUCCUUCUACUAAGAGGAAGAAUACUGGAUCCCCAGACAGGAAACCCUCAAAGAAAUCGAAGACAGACAGUUCUUCUCUGAGCUCACCACUAAAUCCUAAGUUAUGGUGUCAUGUGCACUUGAAGAAGUCAUUGAAUGGCUCCCCUCUCAAAGUGAAGAACUCCAAGAAUGCCAAGUCUCCCGAAGAACAUCUGGAAGAGGUUAUGAAGAUGAUGUCCCCCAGCAAGCUCCACACCAACUUCCACAUUCCUAAGAAAGGCCCUUCCACCAGGAAGCCAGGCAAAGCUGGUGACAAGCCUUUGAAGGCCAAGGGCAGAAACAAAGGCAUCCUGAAUGGACAGAAGUCUACAGUGAAUUCCAAAUCUCCCAAAAAGGGGCUGAAGACCCCUAAAACCAAAAUGAAGCAGAUGACUUUAUUGGACAUGGCCAAAGGUACUCAGAAAAUGACACGAACCCCACGGAAUUCUGGGAGUGCACCGCGGUCCUCUAGUAAACCUCAUAAACACCUGCCUCCUGCCGCCCUCCACCUAAUUGCCUACUACAAAGAAAACAAAGACAAGGAGGACAAGAAGACCGCCCUGUCCUGUGUCAUCUCCAAAACGGCACGGCUACUCUCCAGUGAGGACCGGGCUCGCCUCCCCGAGGAAUUGCGCAUACUCGUUCAAAAGCGUUAUGAGCUUCUAGAACAUAAAAAGAGGUGGGCUUCUAUGUCCGAAGAGCAGCGGAAAGAGUACUUAAAAAAGAGACGUCAGGAGCUGAAAGAAAAGUUGAGGGAAAAGGCCAAACAACGACGAGAGAAGGAAAUGCUAGAGAAGCUGGAGAAACAGAAGCGAUACGAGGACCAAGAGUUGAGUGGCAAAAGCCUGCCAGCGUUUCGCCUGGUGGACACACCUGAGGGGCUGCCCAACACCCUGUUCGGGGAUGUGGCCCUAGUGGUGGAGUUCCUCAGCUGUUACUCGGGGCUCCUCCUACCAGAUGCCCAGUAUCCCAUCACCGCAGUGUCCCUUAUGGAUGCCCUGACCGCAGACAAGGGCGGCUUUUUAUACCUGAACAGGGUGUUGGUCAUCCUGCUACAGACCUUACUGCAGGACGAGAUUGCCGAGGACUAUGGGGAGCUGGGGAUGAAGCUGUCAGAAAUCCCACUCACCCUGCAUUCUGUCUCUGAGUUGGUCCGCCUCUGCUUGCGCAGAUCUGAUGUCCAAGAGGAGAGUGAGGGUUCAGACCCCGAUGACAACAAAGACUCAGCCCCAUUCGAGGAUAAUGAGGUGCAGGAUGAGUUCCUCGAGAAGCUGGAGACAUCUGAGUUUUUUGAACUCACGUCUGAGGAGAAGCUCCAGAUCUUGACGGCACUGUGCCACCGGAUCCUUAUGACCUACUCCGUGCAGGACCACAUGGAGUCCAGACAGCAGAUGUCAGCCGAGCUUUGGAAGGAACGGCUGGCUGUGCUGAAAGAGGAGAAUGACAAGAAGAGGGCAGAGAAACAGAGACGGAAAGAAAUGGAAGCCAAAAAUAAAGAGAAUGGAAAAGAGGAGAAUGGAUUGGGCAAAAUUGAUAGGAAAAAAGAAAUCGGGAAGUUAGAGCCCCAAAUAGAUAUGGAGGCUGAAGACAUAGUUAGCGCGGUAAAGAGUCGGAGGCUGCUUGUCCUGAGAGCUAAGCAGGAGCGGGAAAUCCAGGAGAGAGAGCUGAAAGUGAAAUUAGAGCGGGAAGCUGAGGAAGAGCGGAUGCGGAAGCACAAAGCAGCUGCUGAGAAGGCUUUCCAGGAGGGCAUUGCCAAGGCCAAGCUAGUGCUGCGGAGGACACCUAUUGGUACCGACCGGAACCACAACAGAUACUGGCUCUUCUCUGAUGAAGUUCCUGGACUGUUCAUUGAGAAAGGCUGGGUACAUGACAGCAUCGACUACCGAUUCAACCAUCGCCGCAGAGACCGUGCAGACUCUCCCGACAAGGAUUACUGUCCGCGAAGUAAGAAAGCCAAUUUAGGCAAAAACGCAAGCAGGAACCCUCAUCACAGACCAGCAGCGGGUGCUGCUGUGGAGACCACCACACCCAAGCAAGGCCAGAACCUAUGGUUUUUGUGUGAUAGUCAGAAAGAGCUGGAUGAAUUGCUCAACUGUCUUCAUCCUCAGGGAAUUAGAGAAAGUCAGCUUAAAGACAGACUAGAGAAGAGGUACCACGAUAUUAUUCACUCCAUUCAUUUGGCUCGGAAGCCAAAUUUGGGUCUAAGAUCCUGUGAUGGCAACCAGGAGCUCUUGAACUUUCUCAGGAGUGAUCUCAUUGAAGUAGCGACAAGGCUGCAGAAGGGAGGCCUUGGAUAUGUAGAGGAAACAGCGGAGUUUGAAGCCCGGGUCAUUUCCUUAGAGAAGCUGAAGGAUUUUGGUGAGUGUGUCAUUGCCCUUCAGGCCAGUGUGAUAAAGAAAUUUCUACAAGGCUUCAUGGCUCCCAAGCAGAAGAGAAGAAAACUCCAAAGUGAAGAUUCUGUAAAAACUGAGGAAUUGGAUGAAGAGAAAAAAAUGGUAGAAGAAGCAAAGGUUGCAUCUGCACUGGAAAAAUGGAAGACAGCAAUCCGUGAAGCUCAGACAUUUUCCAGAAUGCACGUUUUACUCGGGAUGCUCGAUGCCUGCAUCAAAUGGGAUAUGUCAGCAGAAAACGCUCGAUGCAAAGUUUGUCGAAAGAAAGGUGAGGAUGACAAACUGAUCUUGUGUGACGAGUGUAAUAAAGCCUUCCACCUGUUUUGUCUGAGGCCAGCCCUCUAUGAAGUACCAGAUGGUGAGUGGCAGUGCCCAGCCUGCCAGCCUGCCACUGCCAGGCGCAAUUCCCGGGGCAGGAACUACACGGAGGAGUCCACCUCCGGGGACAGUGAUGACGCAGAGAGCAAUUCAGAGGUGGAGGAGGAAGAAGAGGAGGAGGGGGAGGAGGAAGAGGAGGAGGACUACGAGGUGGCUGGCUUGCGGCUGAGGCCUCGAAAGCUCAUCCGGGGCCGGCAGUGUGUCAUCCCUACCACAGCCCGGCCUGGGCGGCCACCCGGCAAAAAAUCACAUACCACCAGGAGACCACGGCCCAAGGGAGCCCCUGUCCCUGCCGAUGACUCUGAGCUGGACGAGCUGGUGCUUCAGAGCAAGCGCAGCUCACGGAGGCAGAGCCUGGAGCUGCAGAAGUGCGAGGAGAUCUUGCAGAAGAUCAUCAAGUACCGCUUCAGCUGGCCCUUCCGGGAGCCGGUGACAAGGGAUGAGGCAGAGGACUACUAUGAGGUGAUCACACAGCCCAUGGACUUCCAGACGAUGCAGAGCAAGUGUGCAUGCGGUGGCUACGGCUCUGUGCAGGAGUUCCUCGCCGACAUGAAGCAGGUGUUCACCAACGCUGAGCUGUAUAACUGCCGUGGCAGCCACGUGCUCAGCUGCACAGCCAAGACGGAGCAGUGCCUGCUGGCGUUGCUGCGCAAGCACCUGCCUGGGCACCCAUACGUGCGCAGGAAGCGCCGCAAGGGCCCCGAACCACCUGCCGACGAGCCAGAGGACAGCGAUCCUGAGCCCGGUGCAAAUGCCCGGGGCCGGAGGCAAAGGAAAUAGAGGCCAGGCUGGCCUUGGUAAGGGAGUGGAGGUGGGAGGAUGGAGGACUGGUGGGGGAGACCACCAGGGGGGGGCACAAGACAAGGGAGGAGGAUUUGAAGAAGUGAUGGAGAGCGCCAGACAUGCCUGCACCCCCGCCCCACCCCACACAGGGCUGGCUUAAGCAAAGCCCUUGGGGAGUCUGGGGUCCUGCUGGCAGUCACUGGGUAGAAAGGGGCCAGCCCUGUGGUCUGAGCACCCCCAGGAGGAGCCCUGUGCACCCCUCCCUGGGGCCCCUACGCCCUUUCCUCCUCCUCUCAGUGAGGGUGCCGGGGAACACAGUGGAGUCCCAUGCGCACCAGCAUCACGGGACGGCAGCCGUCUUCUGAGGACAUCUUGUGGAGUAGAGAGACAUUUCCUGGAGCCAUUCCUCAGCACCUCUCCUUUGUGAGCCCCCUCGCUGCCUCCGGAAACAAAGCUAAGGCACUUCCCCAGACUGCGGUCCUGCUUGUGAUCACACCUACCUUCCCACUGGUCGCCUGGCCGCCAAGCAGCAGAUGCCCGGAGCAGAGCGCUGAGUUGUUCAGAGGACUUUUCUAGUUGUUACCUUGCUUGUUUCUCAGCACACUGUAUAAAGAGCACCUGUCUGCUCCUCCCACCUCAGCACGCAGGUUUCUACGCGUGCAUUGUUCCCUGCCUGCUCCUCCACAGAAACCGCUGGGGUGCCAGCAAGCAGUGGGGUGCAGUGAGGUCCCCACCUGCCCUGCUGCACCUCCUGUUCCCUGGCCCCAUCCUGGCUACGCUGUGUUUGUGGGUGUCCACAGGUGGGGGAGCCCAAGCCCCACAGCUGGCCCAGCCUGGGCACAGCCCUGAGAGCGCGUUUGUAGUCUCUCCCUUUUACUGCAGAUUUUGAUAAAAGUACAAGACAGGGUUUCAUUUUCUUUUCUACCAACUCUGGGUUUAGAAAACAUGGGCACCUGGGCUCUUCUGUGCCUGUCCGAAGGAAAAGCAGUCUGCGUGGGGAUCGCCAUUCAGGCGACUGGGUAGAGCCCGUGGACCGGAACUUGCAGGGGGGUCCCUGCCACCCCAGGUCUCCCUCUCUUCCCAGGUCUGCUGGGAGUGCGGACCCCAAGUGGCAGCCCAGCCCCCACCAUUGCCCCAUUCCUUUACAUGGCUCAGGAGGAAGGCAGGCGGGGGCUUGUCAUAAGUUGGAAUUUCAAAUAAACAUUAUGUACUUGUGUUUCUAAAGAAGCA